Messenger RNA from Mytilus trossulus (common blue mussel), 946 nucleotides. RefSeq lists its product as uncharacterized. The transcript has 3 exons. The record is from RefSeq and is a predicted model, not a curated record. Lineage: Eukaryota; Metazoa; Mollusca; Bivalvia; Mytilida; Mytilidae. The coding region runs from base 425 to 838 and encodes 137 amino acids.
GGUAUGGAUAUGUUGUUAAGGAAGAUUUUGUGUAAGAGAUCCAUGGGUUUACAUACAAAGUGCACUUAAAUCGUAUAAGUCAACACAUGCAUUAUUUAGUUAAUGCUAAAACUUUAUAAUCAAUUUCAUAGUACAAUAAGCGACGUUUUUUUUUUUUAAAUCUGCAUCCUUCUCAAUUAUAUAAGACUUUCGAGAAACUUGCAUUGAUUAUUGCAAAAUAAAGGUAAAGUAAUAUUGAGAAAAAUUAAUGAGUGAUAUUUGUAUUUGCGUAAAACGUCAAUAAAACCGUGAAAACACAAGUUAUCGUUUGCCAUAUGUUUGGAUUUAAUUUCUUUUAUCGUUAAAUGACAGUUACUUCUUUUAAAUCUUAAUUAAAAGGACUGAAGUUAUAGAAGAAACAAGGAAAAACAAAGAAAAAGGCAAUAUGAAAAUGGAAAUGUCAAAAGCAAUAUUCAUAUUUAUUGCUUUAUCAACAUUACAAACUAACUACGGACAAAAUUGUAAAAUUAAACCAAAAGAGAUCAAUGAUGCAGUUGAAGGAAUACAGGUGACGCCCUUUUAUAAAACGCUUUCUUCUCUUGGACCACACGGCUGUCUUAACGAGUGUAUUCGGAGGAGAGACUGUGUGUUUUUCAACUACAAUUGGGAUUCGCGUUCGUGCGAACUUUGCUACAAUACAACGGAAUCAUCUACAAAACCUGUCGAGGGCUACUUCUAUAAGGAUGUUACAACAGAGAGAGGCGGACAAAGCGAUCCAUGCGUAGGAACAACCUGCUCCAUGGGUGAAAUAUGUGUUGUUCUAUACAACAAGAAUACAGUUUGUAUUGUAGACGGUUGACAGUUGUCGGCAGAGAGGAUGCUUGUAAGAUUUGCUAGUCUAAGACUUGAUACGAUACACGAAAGUGCAGAUAUACAUUAUCUACAAGUUUUUUUACUUUUAAAUUAU